AUUAACGCCCAGUAAUUUUACAUUUGGACUUAAACACUAGGGUGUGCUCGCUCAGGAAACUCAAACAGAGAGAGAGCAUGUUCGUCAAUGGCGAUUAAGCGCCGGAGCUCAUCACUUCGUCGAACACAACCUCCAAAUGAAUGGCCAGAGUCUCCACCCGUCAACUCCUUCCCUUCCGAACCACCCUUCAUCCCCGCCCCACCACCACCACCACCGUCACUCACACUCUCCCUAACACCACUCCUCCUCCUCCUUCUGAAACCGACGGAAAACCACCACCCUUCACCCGACACCACUUCCAAACGCUUCUUCAAUCCUCUUGCCAAACCCCUCGCCACCUCCUUCAAAUCCAAGCCCUUCUCAUCACCACAACUCUUGCCCGUAUACCCUUCUUGGCACGAACCCUUCUCAGCCGCGCUUCCAAUCUAUGCGGCGUCGAUUUCACCCUUUUGAUCUUCCGCUACUUCAACAAUCCCUUGGAUACUUUCUGCGUCAACACGGUGAUAAGCGCUUAUUGCAAAAGCCAUGACCCCCACUUAGCUCAGGUUUUCUACUUUCGCUCUCUGAGGUUUCGCUUCUUUCCCAAUAGCUACACCUUCGUGCCGCUCAUUGGCUCUUGCGGUAACACGGGUUGCAUUGUUUCUGGGCGGAAGUGUCACGCUCAGGUAAUCAAGAAUGGGUUUGACUCUGUGUUGCCGGUGCAGAAUUCUUUGAUUCAUAUGUAUGCGGAUUGUGGGGAUGUUCAGGUUGCUAGGGUGCUCUUUGACAGCAUGUUGGCCCGGGAUUUGGCUUCGUGGAAUUCAAUGGUUGAUGGGUAUUUGGAGGCUGGUGACUUAAGUAGUGCACACGCACUGUUUGAUGUAAUGCCUGAUAAGAAUUUGGUCACUUGGAAUAUUAUGAUUAGUGGGUUUUCGAAGGCGAGGAACCCUGGUUAUGCGUUGAAGUUGUUCCGGGAAAUGGGGAGUGUAGGAUUGAAAGGCAAUGCUACGACUAUGGUAUGUGUGGUCACGGCUUGUGGGAGGUCGGCUAGGCUGAAGGAAGGAAGAUCAGUUCAUGGGAGCAUAAUCAGGAUGUUUUCGAGGUCAAGUUUGAUUCUCGAUACGGCUUUGAUAGAUAUGUAUUGUAAAUGCAGGAGGGUGGAGUUGGCGACUAGAGUGUUUGAAAGAAUGACAAACCGGAAUUUGGUGUCGUGGAAUGCAAUGAUCUUGGGGCAUUGCAUUCAUGGGAGUCCUGAAGAUGGACUGAGCCUGUUUGAUGAAAUGGUUGGGAUGGACAAGGUGAAAGGGGAAGUUGAGAUUGAUGAGAGUCCAUGUGCAGAUAGAGGUGUGGUAAGGUUACAACCUGAUGAAGUAACCUUCAUUGGGAUACUUUGUGCCUGUGCUAGGGCAGAGUUGUUGGCUGAGGGCAGGUCUUACUUCAAACAAAUGACUGACGUAUUUGGUUUGAAGCCCAAUUUUGCUCAUUUAUGGUGCAUGGCUAAUCUGCUUGCAAAUGCAGGGCUUGUUGAUGAGGCAGAAAAGUGUCUGCGGAACAUGGCAAAAUUUGAUGGGGAUAUGUCACGAGAGUCAAUGCUAUGGGCAAAUUUGCUUGCUUUGUGUCGUUUCAGGAGAGAUGUGUACUUGGGGGAACAAUUUGCUAAACUUCUUGUCGACAUGUAUCCUAAGAACCUCGCCUGUUACCAGUUUCUGCUGAUCAUUUAUGCCGUGGCUGCUCAAUGGGAGAAUGUUUCUACAGUGCAAAAAUUGAUGAAGGAAAGAAGAUUAGGGAUAAUACCUGGAAGCAGUCUUGUGGACCUGAAAUAUAUAGUUCACAAUUUCAAAGUUUCCGAGAAACGACAUGAAGGGAUUGAAGCUGUAAACAUGAUGAUGGAUGAACUAGCUCGUAGAUUCAGGAUGCCAAGUGUUGAUUCAGGUCAGUCAUCAGUGUGCCAUAAAGAGAAUAAUAGUAGCUGGAUUAGUAGUAGUAGUGAAGACGAGGAUGGCUGAUAAAACCUUAAACAUAGGUUAAGAAUUUAGUUCACAUUUUUUUGUAAGCAGUCUUCAUUUUUGUUGGUCAGCAACCACCCCGUAACCUUGGAGUAUCUGAGUUUUAAUAUAGGUGCAAGUUUUUCUUGGGUCAGGCAUACGGAUCAGAAAUCCCAUUUUUUGUAUUGAGUGAUUAACUUAGAGUUGAGUUUAAUGCAGCGUUUGGAAGUACUUACUCCAACUUAUCUUAUAUAUACUUAUGCAAGUGUUUGGGUAAACUAUUGAAAGUAGCUCAUGACUUGCGUAUAAAUUGUUUUGAGCUUACCUUCACAAGCAGCUUAUAUUCUAACAUGUAAGUUAUUUUGAGUUCUUCUCAAACUUUAUCAGAUAAACAAUAACGCUUUUUGCCA
This is a messenger RNA of Lotus japonicus, 2374 nucleotides long. Its product is annotated as pentatricopeptide repeat-containing protein At3g51320-like. The transcript has a single exon. Bases 141 to 1985 code for a protein of 614 amino acids. Lineage: Eukaryota; Viridiplantae; Streptophyta; Magnoliopsida; Fabales; Fabaceae. Gene Ontology annotation, molecular function: protein binding; RNA binding. Gene Ontology annotation, biological process: RNA modification. The record is from RefSeq and is a predicted model, not a curated record.